Molecule: messenger RNA, 2908 nt
Organism: Egretta garzetta (little egret)
Lineage: Eukaryota; Metazoa; Chordata; Aves; Pelecaniformes; Ardeidae
Product: disintegrin and metalloproteinase domain-containing protein 9-like
Exons: 1
Coding region: 1-2292 (763 amino acids)
Biological process (GO): proteolysis; male gonad development
Cellular component (GO): sperm head plasma membrane; external side of plasma membrane; plasma membrane
Molecular function (GO): metalloendopeptidase activity
Source: RefSeq, a predicted model, not a curated record
AUGGCUCCAAGCUGCACGCAGCCAAGGUGCGACCCGAGGGGCAGAGGGGUUCUCCUCCUCGGACUGGGCCUCUCCUUCCUCCUCCGGGGGCUCCUGCUGCCCUGCGCAGACAGCAGCCCCCAGCCCUCUUGGGGCUACACAGCCUACGAGAUAGUCAUUCCAAGGAAACUCGGCCCCAAGGCAGGGAAGGCCAGCCAGGACGAAGUGUCCUAUAUCAUCAGCAUUCAGGGGGUAAAUUACACGAUUCACCUCAGGCAGAAAGACUUUGUACUAAAAAACUUCCCCGUAUUCACUCGUGACUCCCGAGGGGAAGUCGUGGUCGAGCAGUCCCACGUGCCCGCAGGUUGCUAUUACCAUGGCUACGUGGAAGGCAUCCCCGAUUCCGCGGUGACGCUGACUACCUGCUCCGGGCUCAGAGGACUGCUGCAGGUUGGAAACUCAAGCUACAGCAUCGAGCCCCUGGCAGCUUCCUCCAUGGCUGAGCAUCUUCUGUUGCAGAGGGAGGAGGCGGUUCCGGGAACAGUGAUGUACAAAACGCCCGACGCAGACGGACCAUUUCCAGCUCCUGGUACGGCAACAGGGCAGUUCCAGCCCCGGGGGCACACGCGGUAUUUGGAGCUCCUUGUCAUGGUGGACAAGGAAGGGUUUGACGCCUUUGGCAGAAGUAUAACUAAUGUGACACUGGAAGUCAUUGAAAUAAUCAAUCUGGUGGAUGGGCUGUUUUAUUCUUUCCGCCUUCGUGUUCUGAUAACUGCGCUAGAGGUUUGGGUGGAGAAGAACCCUAUCAGUGUUACCAAAAACAUAACCAAGGUCCUCCACAGCUUUAACCUUUGGCAGAAGCAGCAAAGCCUUACCUAUGCCGUGCAUGACGUGGGGUGUCUGUUUGCCUCCAUGGACUUUGAUCACGAUACGAGAGCGUCGCACGUGGGUGGCAAAUCCAACUUCGCCAGCGCAUGCGAUAGAAAACGCGCCUCUGCUGUUGUAGCGUUUGCGAAACAGCCUUACAUGGACACUGCAGUCCAUGUCGCUCGCGUGUUGGGGUAUGUCCUUGGCAUGGAGCACGAUGACAGAUCCUGCAGAUGUGGAAACACCUCCAAAUGCAUCAUGAGCGCGCACGGCACAGUGAACUAUCAGUUCAGCAACUGCAGCAAAAAGCACUAUUUUGAUUUUAUUGCAUCAGGGCAAGGAUUCUGCCUUAAUAACGCCCCAGAACCGGUCAGUGCAUUUGCACUGCAGCGCUGCGGGAACGGCGUCCUGGAGGUUGGGGAGGAGUGCGACUGUGGCUCCGACACGCAGUGUAAAUUGGACCUUUGUUGUGACAAUACCUGUCAAAAAAAAGAAGGAGCCAUUUGCACUUCUGGAGGCUGCUGUAAGAAUUGCAAGCCUCUUCCAGAAGGAGAAGUGUGUAGGGAGAGUGCAGGUCCGUGUGACCUGCCCGAGUAUUGCAACGGGACAUCCGAGCAUUGCCCAGCAGAUGUGGCCAAGCAAGAUGGGACUGUGUGUGCUGAGGACGGGUACUGUUACUCAGGCAAAUGCCAAUCUCACACGUUGCAGUGUAUGAGACUCUUUGGCAAGGAAGCAAAACCUGCUCCACUACCAUGUUUCCAGGAGGUGAACACGAAAGGGGAUCGGUUUGGCAAUUGCUGGGGAGACGGGGCAGACAUCAGCUUUCAGAAAUGUAAGCCAGAAAAUGUCCUGUGUGGGAGGGUGCAGUGUACAAACGUUAGACGUCUACCUCGGCUGGCGGAUCACACAACCGUCAUUCAGACCCCGGUGGGCGAUACCUGGUGUUGGGGCACAGACUACCACCUGGGCGUGGACGUUCUGGAUGCUGGAGUCGUUAAGGAUGGCACGCGGUGCGGUGAGAAGAAAAUCUGCAUUAAUCGGACCUGUGUCCCUGAGGAGAAGUCCUUGGUAUCCCGCUGUUCCGCCGAGAGAACGUGCAGAGGAAACGGCGUCUGCAACACCAGAGGGAACUGCCACUGUGCCGACGGCUGGGCGCCUCCCUACUGCCAGUUUUUUGGCUUUGGAGGAAGCGUUGAUAGCGGGCCUGCACCGGUCACUAAAAAGGGGCUUUUUAGGUUCAUCGUUGGGAUUGCCAUAAUAACUGUUGCUCUUCUGGCACUCGCAGCACUCGUCAUUGCGCACGUGAGAAAGCUCAGAGUAACCCAAGCAUUGAACAGACUCGUUGGAUGCCUUUGGGCAAGGCAUUGGGCUCCCAAGGAGGAUGCGAAGGACCAGGGGGUAGAAGGUGGCUCAAAACCAGCUGAGAAUCAAAACUCCCCUGUGUAGGAUGUGGUGCAGCAGCAGCGGAAAGCUGGACUCAGUCGGUCUCUAGAUUCAAACUCCAGCUGUGGUGGACUCGUUUAAAAUUCAUCUAGAUGCAAGGGUAGCGUUAGAGGACCUAGUUUUUAUUCUGUAGAUUAGCAAAAUGAAAUUGUUUCGCUUGACCUCACUCUGGAGGAGAAAAGAAAAGUCAUUGACAAAAAUGACAGGAGCACUCCAGUUAAUUCAAAAUCCGCCUGCUGGUUUACGCUGACAGACACAGACUGAGCAAGGAGGCUCCCGGGGCGGCCGAGGCAGAGCCUUUCGGGAGGCAACAGCAACGUCAUCUCUCAGCCCAGAGCAUGGGGGUCUGCAGCAGCGAGGACCCCUCUCCACUAAACACACAGUCCCCAAAGGACACCUGCAAAGAAACUUCUGGGUUCCUCUGCUACGGCUCAGAGGAAGGGGUUCAAACUGUCCGUAUGGCUGUAUAGGACUCUGUCUCCACACCCUACAACCACCUCCUCCAGAGCUGGGGUCCCAGGGGGUGCCCAUCCUGGGCGUACCGAGCACCUCCUCUGCAGCACUGCAGCCCGGAAACGAACACAAGCUGCUGAAACCAUCAGGUGGUGUUAAACGGGAG